AUGCCUCCCUCGCCUACCAGAUCUCCCUACUCCAACUUGCCGGAGUGUUUUAACAAACCGGUCACUGAGGCCAAUGGACAAACUUCUCGGCCUCUCUCUAAUUUUAAGAAAGAGCAUAGACUAGAACAAACUGAACAUACCGCAAGUGGAGAGACCACACCUAAAGAAGAGGCGGAGAUGAGGGAGCCCAGAGACUUAAGUGUGAGUGCAUUGAAGGAAGAAGGAGCGAACAACAAUCAAUCAAUCACCGAAUCUGAUUGUGAAGGAGACAUGGAACAGGAUAUGAUGGCUUAUGAGAUGUCGGAAUUGGGGGCUAUUCUUAAGGAAGCGGAGACUACCAAACCGGUCCCUUGCCUCAUGUACGUCAUUUUUUAUCAACCGCUUGUUUUAGACGUACUCUAG
Messenger RNA from Protopolystoma xenopodis, 402 nucleotides. NCBI's taxonomy places the organism in Eukaryota, Metazoa, Platyhelminthes, Monogenea, Polystomatidea, Polystomatidae. The record is from the annotation of a GenBank genome assembly.